Molecule: messenger RNA, 921 nt
Organism: Paraglomus brasilianum
Lineage: Eukaryota; Fungi; Glomeromycota; Glomeromycetes; Paraglomerales; Paraglomeraceae
Source: the annotation of a GenBank genome assembly
AUGAGAAUUUGGUAUCCAUCUCCAGAAUCACAGAAGAUAGCUUUUGUAAUCCAAGCGGGCAACGACUUCCCACCAUCCAUUUUCCAAGCUCUCCUCCCGCUCAACCUUAAUCUGACACUUGCCGUUCAUUCCACUCGCCCAAGCGUCCACGGCCUCAACGUCUUAACAUCAAAUGGCCAUCGCGAAUUCAGUUACAUUACGCCGUCUAUUCGCACCGAACCCAGAGACCUGCCGUCAUCGUAUCUCGAAUGCAACGUCAUUCACUUGUUAUGCUCGCCGACUCGAGCCAUGCUGCAAAUUUCAGAGAUAUUAAGACUUAGAGACAAACAGUUGCCACGACCUAUUUUCGUCUGGGAACCUAGUCCCAGGAGUUCUAAAAGAAUAAAUUGGGAUUCGCUUUUGGAGGCGAUGCAGUUGGUUGAUAUCAUAUUACCGAAUCAUGAAGAAGCCGCUGCGCUUUUGGGUUUAGUGGAUGAGGAUAAUAAGGACAGUAAUGUGUACGAGAAAUUUCUAACAAAAGAUAUGUUGAAUAGUAUGGUAGAUGAGUUUAUAUCUCAUCCCAUUGGGAUACACGGCGAUGGCUGUAUAAUACUCCGUGCUGCUUAUGCAGGAUGUCUUGUAGCAACAAAGCAGGAACGAAGACACAUUCCAGCAUACCAUGAGAAUCCUAGCCAACUUAUAGUCGAUGUAACUGGUGCUGGAAAUUCGUUCUGUGGGGGAGUGGCAGCUGGAUUAUUAAAGACCAACUUUGAUGUAUUUGAAGCAGCCCUGUAUGGAACUGUUAGUGCUAGUUAUACAAUCGAACAAUUAGGAGUACCAAAAUUGAAAGGGUUGAAUGAUACCGGCAAGGAAUUAUGGAGUGAUGAAGACGGCAUGCCUGAAGUUCGAUUGGCAAAAUUGAGGCAAAGGAUAAGAGAAUGA